AUGUCCACUACCAAGACGGCAGCGAUGGAUUCUGUCACUGCAUCGCCGCCAGCCAGGCGCAGCUUCGGGGCGCGUGUAGGUGGCCAUUUCAAGAAAUGGUGGUGGGUGCACUUGAUCGUGUUCAUUGCCGUGGUGCUCAUCAUCACACUGCCGAUCGUCUACGUCGCCUAUCCUAAGAUCGCCCAGGACGAUGUCAACGACUCCACUCUCAAUGUCACCAGCAUGGUCAUUGCCAACCCGACGCCUGACUCCUUCGAACUUCUCCAAACCCAAGUCAUUGGGUCGCACAGCUCCUACCACCCCAAAAUCUACUCUUUCCUGGCCUCGGUCUCCCUCCUUGGCGCGGCGAAUCCGUUUACCUCCGUGCAGGUGCCGACUGUCAAGUCCAAGGAUGGCGCGACGGUCAAUGUGAACCAGACAGUCGACCUGAGCGAUGCAGGUGCUUUCGGGGACUUUGCGGAGGCCGUCAUGCUAAACGAGGAGGUUCAACUGAAUAUCUAUGGCAGGCCAGAGUUGAAGGAGGGCUCGUUGCCGACGACCACGGUCACAUAUAACAAGACUGUUACUAUGAAGGGCCUCAAUAAGCUGAAGGGCUUCGACGUGACCGAGUUCCACAUCAUGACCUCGCCGGUGAACGGCCGCAACAUGAAUGGCACCGUGUAUAUUCCCAACCCCUCCGUGAUGGACAUUAGCAUGGGCAACGUCACCCUCGAUCUCUCCGUCGCCGGCCAGCCAAUGGGAUACUCCUACCUCGACAAUCUCGAGCUCGUCCCAGGCAACAAUACCGUCCCCAUGACCUCCACUGUCAACCAAACCGCCAUCAUCGCCCUGCUAACGGCCACGGACAACCCGUACACGGACGGCGUGAUACCAUUCACCAUUACCGGUAACUCGAGCGUGUGGGAUGGCAAGGAGCUGCCGUACUUCACGCAAGCGCUGGCUGCGAAUAAUCUGACUGUGUAUUUGAACGUUACCAAGGCUCUGGCGGAGAUUGGGCUUAAGUUGUGA
Messenger RNA from Penicillium canariense, 1008 nucleotides. RefSeq lists its product as uncharacterized. Lineage: Eukaryota; Fungi; Ascomycota; Eurotiomycetes; Eurotiales; Aspergillaceae. The record is from RefSeq and is a predicted model, not a curated record. The transcript is spliced from 4 exons. Gene Ontology annotation, cellular component: fungal-type vacuole membrane. The coding region runs from base 1 to 1008 and encodes 335 amino acids.